This is a messenger RNA of Varanus komodoensis (Komodo dragon), 1708 nucleotides long. It is a transcript of the gene CERKL, whose product is annotated as ceramide kinase like. NCBI's taxonomy places the organism in Eukaryota, Metazoa, Chordata, Lepidosauria, Squamata, Varanidae. Gene Ontology annotation, molecular function: kinase activity. The transcript has 13 exons. Bases 1 to 1674 code for a protein of 557 amino acids. The record is from RefSeq and is a predicted model, not a curated record.
AUGCAUCGCCGUAGGAGAAUAGCGUGGGUCGAGAGCCCGGAGGGCACUGGGGCACUGGAAGCGGGCGCUGGCCGGCAGAGAAGCGGCGGCUCCUCUCGCUCCUCCUCGAGAGAGGAAGGGAAGGAGCAGGGAGAGCUGCCUCUGCGGGUGCGUGAGGAGGCGGAGAAGGUGCGGAGCGAAGACCCCCAGCCGCUCCUCAGAGGGAUUUUCGAGAUCCAGAAGAAGAGCUGCGACGUAGUGCUGAGCGCCCAGAGGCUCAAGUGGAGCCCGAUCCAGCCUGAGCGCCCCGUAGGUGGAGCCAGCAUAGUCUUGCAACAUAAAGAGGAAUAUGUUGAAAUGAAAGAUGUAUUUUCUGUAAAACUAAAGCGUCGUCGAUUUGUUGGGCAGCAAAAGGGCGGUGUAUUAUUAGGUAUCACCGUAUUUGUGUGUCUAAAAAAGGAAGGAAAUAAGCUUAAGGAUUCCACAAUUCAUCUAAGUAACAUGAGUGAAGACCAUUGUCAUUUGUGGUUUAGAUAUUUGACAGAAAUAGUGAAUGGUUUUCCAAAUAGGCCAAAGUCAUUAAAAGUGUUUGUCAAUCCAAACAGUCAUAGAAAGGAGGCUGCCCGUCUUUAUUAUGAACAAGUUGCGCCUCUCUUUAAGCUCGCUGACAUCAGAACUGACGUGAUAGUUACUGAAUAUGAAGGACAUGCUCUUGCAUUGCUUAAGGAAUGUGAUCUAAAGCCAUUUCAUGGGGUGGUCUGUGUUGGUGGAGAUGGGACUGUCAGUGAGGCCGCGAAUGGUCUUUUACUGAGAGCGCAGAUGGAUGCUGGAAGGGACAGGAAGGAUACGCUUGCACCAGCCAGAGCACCACUUCCGCUUGGAAUAAUACCAGCAGGUUCUACAAAUAUUUUGGCACAUACUCUGAACGGAGUCCAACAUGCCCUAACAGCAGCAUUGCAUAUAAUAAUGGGGCAUGUACAGUCAGUGGAUGUCUGCACCUUCAGUAGUCCAACCAAACUACUUCGUUUUGGGUUCUCUUCUAUGUUCGGUUUUGGGGCAAGGACUUUAGCUUUGGCUGAAAAGCAUCGUUGGAUGCCAUCAAAUCAGCGAAAAGAUUUUGCUGUGAUCAAGGCACUGGCAAGUCUGAAACCAGAAGAUUGUGAAUUAUCAUUCCUGCCUUUGAAGAAUGUACAGAAAGAUUGCCAGGAAAAUGCUAGGAAGAAGCAAGUGAGCCUUAAAUCUGACGGCGAGGAUCAGUGGCACAGGAUCCAGGGUCACUUCCUCAAUGUGAGCAUUAUGGCAAUCCCUUGUCUCUGUUCAAUGGCACCAAGAGGCUUGGCACCUAAUACCAGAAUGAAUGAUGGAGGCAUAGCUCUCAUUGUUGUACGAAACACUUCUCGCCCAGAGUUUGUUCAACAUCUGAAAAGAUACGCAAGUAUGAAAAACCAGUUCAAUUUUCCCUUUAUUGAAACUUACGUUGUUGAAGAAGUAAAAGUACAUCCAAGAACUGGAAGUGAACAUGUCACUGGAAAUACUUUGAAUUCUGCAGAAAAGAGCUAUCCUUGGAACAUAGAUGGAGAUUUAAUGGAAUGGGCAUCAGAAAUUCAUGUUCGGGUACACCCCCAAUUAAUUAAUCUGUAUGGACAGAAUAUUGAUACACUGGAUAAUCCAAAAGGAUCAUGCAGCUAUGUUUAGAAGCAGUUCAUGAAAAGAACUAUCUAUUUUCUAG